This is a messenger RNA of Penicillium mononematosum, 1125 nucleotides long. Its product is annotated as Alpha/beta hydrolase fold-3. The record is from RefSeq and is a predicted model, not a curated record. NCBI's taxonomy places the organism in Eukaryota, Fungi, Ascomycota, Eurotiomycetes, Eurotiales, Aspergillaceae. Bases 1 to 1125 code for a protein of 374 amino acids. Gene Ontology annotation, molecular function: hydrolase activity. The transcript has 2 exons.
AUGGCGCGAUCAUUUGCAGAUAAUAACGCAAUACCCAAAGGCUGGCGUACUCGACACCCGGGAUCUGCCAUGUGGAUCGUCAUCGCUAUCUUUCGGGGCUUUUUAGAGGCAAUUUUCUACAGUAUCUACUACAUCCCGAGCCCUUUGCGCCAGAGUCCAACGUGGGCCUACCGUCAGGCCUGUAUGACACGGCUUCUGGAGAGAGUCUUUCAUAUUAUCACGGAAAUUGGUUUCACGCAAUCUUUGAGCCUAGAAGCGGGCAAACUCGGCGAUCGCUGGGUGACUAUAGACCCAGCGCCAGCGUCCGCAUAUUACGGCGACUUCGCAAGUGACACUAUCAAACCAGAGACGGUCGGCGGUACCUGGUAUCCAAGUCUACCAUUGAAACAGUCGCUGCUAGAAGAACAAGGCCUAGUGGUUUUAUCCUUUCAUUCUGGCUCGCUCCUAUGGCUGACUGGACGGCCGGAGGACUCAGGCCCCACUGCAACUAUGCUGAAUAACAGUCUGGGCAACAAUACUCGCUCUUUUUGGCUGCAGUACCGUCUCGCCGGUGGCACAUACAUCUACCUCACCAAAGACAUGGGAAUAUCCCCAUCGCGCAUUGUUCUCGCAGGCGAUUCCACAGGCUCGACUAUUGCAGUCGCGCUGUUGCGCUAUCUUGCCUCUAUCAAGGAGGUAAAAGAUCAUGAGCUUGCCGAGCUUCCACCUCCAAAGGCAUGUCUUUUGUUUUCGCCCUCGGUCGAGUAUUGCUUCGAAGGUGAUCCGGAGGCUGUCAGCGCAAAUAGGAAUAUUAAGACCGAUUAUGUCGAGGCGCGUAUGAUGGCAUGGGGUGCAAGGGCAAUUGCGUUACCUGAGACCGUGCGACUGGAUGAUCCGUAUAUCUCUCCAGCGCUGCAUCCAUUUGCUACCCCGGUUCCAAUUUUCGUUCAGGCGGGUGGCGCGGAGGUUCUCGCUGAUAGUGUUCGUGGAUUUGCCACCGCGAUGAGCUCUGUCCCGGGCAAUGUGGUAGAACAUUUUGAAGUUCCAGAUGUGCCACAUGAUAUUUAUGCUGUGGGCGCUAUUCUCGGAUGGCCGAAGGAGCAAGAAGAGAUCCAUGAAGCUGCGGCCAGAUUUGUUCUACAAUGA